Molecule: messenger RNA, 510 nt
Organism: Zygotorulaspora mrakii
Lineage: Eukaryota; Fungi; Ascomycota; Saccharomycetes; Saccharomycetales; Saccharomycetaceae
Gene: LSM4
Product: U6 snRNA complex subunit LSM4
Exons: 1
Coding region: 1-510 (169 amino acids)
Biological process (GO): nuclear-transcribed mRNA catabolic process; mRNA splicing, via spliceosome; P-body assembly
Cellular component (GO): spliceosomal tri-snRNP complex; P-body; U6 snRNP
Molecular function (GO): U6 snRNA binding
Source: RefSeq, a predicted model, not a curated record
AUGUUACCUUUAUAUCUGUUGACAAAUGCCAAGGGGCAGCAGAUGAGUAUAGAGCUAAAGAAUGGUGAGGUCGUCGAAGGUGAACUGACGAAUGUAGAUAACUGGAUGAAUUUGACACUUUCCAACGUUACGCAGUACGAGUCUACAGGAGAAAGCGGGGUCAAGACAACAGAAGUUUAUCUAAGAGGGACUUACAUCAAAUACAUCAAGAUGAGCGACUCGAUAAUCGACCAGGUUAAGCAGCAAAUUAACAGCAACCACGGCAAUGCCAACGGUGGAAACAGAAGAAAUAAUAAAUACAAUAAUGCGGGCAGUGGACCUGGGCAGAACGGCAACUACAGAAGGAAUAACCAGAACAGAAAGCCAUAUAACUCAAAUGCGGGUAACCAGCGUCGGUACAACCAGCAUCCAAGGCAACAGCAGCAGUACCAGCAGCAGGGCGCACAAAGCAAUGGAACGGGCGGCUAUGUACAACAGCAUCAAUCGUUAAACAGCAAUGUAGAAUUUUAG